Messenger RNA from Astyanax mexicanus (Mexican tetra), 4867 nucleotides. RefSeq names its product potassium channel tetramerisation domain containing 12.1 (gene kctd12.1). The record is from RefSeq and is a predicted model, not a curated record. Lineage: Eukaryota; Metazoa; Chordata; Actinopteri; Characiformes; Acestrorhamphidae. The transcript has a single exon. Gene Ontology annotation, biological process: regulation of G protein-coupled receptor signaling pathway; protein homooligomerization. Bases 1239 to 2087 code for a protein of 282 amino acids. Gene Ontology annotation, cellular component: postsynaptic membrane; presynaptic membrane. Gene Ontology annotation, molecular function: protein binding.
CACAGCAGCAGCAACAGAAGCAGCAGGAACAGAAGAAGCAGGCUAGCAGGAGGAAGAGGAGGAGCAGGAGAAACAGAAUAGCGGGAAGAGCAGCAGUAGGAUAAGCAACCGCAAGGGGAGCAGGAGAAGUAGGAGAGCAGGAGGAGUAGAGAAAGCAGGAGCAGUAAAAGCAGGAAGAGCAGAAGAAGCAGGCUGGCAGCAGGAGCAGCAGCAGGAAUAGAAGAAGUAGGCGAGUAUGAGCAUAAUGGGCAGAAAAAGCAGGAGCAGGUGAAACCAGCUAGUAUAAGCAGGGGGUGCAUGAAAAGCAGAGGAAGCAAGAGGAACAAGGCAGCAGGCUAACAGGAGCAACAGGAGGCUAUAAGGAGCAGGAGAAGCAAGCUAGCAGGAACAGGAGAAGAUGAUGAAGCAGGAGCAGAAGAAGCAGAAUCAGGAGAAGCAUAGAAAGCAGAAGAAGCAAGAGCUGCAGGCUAACAAGAGCAGGAGGAGCAGGCUGGCAGGAGCAGGAGAAGCACAGGAAGCAGGAGUAGCAGAGGAGGCAGGAGAAGCAGUCUAGCAGGACUACAAGAGGCAGAGGAAGCAGGAGGAGCAAGACCAGCAAGCUAACAGGAGCAGCAGGAACAUAGGAAACAUGAGCAGGAGGAGCAGGCUAGAAUAAGCAGGAGGUGCAUGGAAAGCAGAGGAAGCAAGAGGAGCAAGAGCAGCAGGUUAACAAGAGCAGCAGGAGAAGGCUGGGAGGAGCAGGAUAUGCAGACGAAGCAGGGGCAGCAGAGGAAGCAGAAGCAGGAGGAGCAUAGGAAGUAGGAGCAGGAGAAGCAAGAGCAGCAGGCAAGGAGGAGCUGCAGGAGGAGCGUAGGAAGCAGGAGCAGGAGAAGUAAGAGCACCAGGCAAGGAGGAGCAGCAGGAGGAAGCGUAAGCAGUAGGAGCAUAGGAAGCAGGCUAGGAGGAGCAGGAGAAGCAGGCUGCAUUCUCCUCCCAUUCCCCUCUUUCUCUCUCUCUGCGCUCUCUGUUUAAACACCCCUCCUCUCCCCCUCCCCCCAUCUUCAUCAUCUUCACUGUGUUGAGUAUUGAGGGAGGGGAGGGUGAGAGAAAGACCCUCAGCAGCCCCUCAGCCGCUCAGCAGAUGCAGCUCAGCAGCAGCAGCAGGUUUUGAGCUGUUCGGUGCUGGAGUCGCGUGCGCACUUGGAUACGGGAAGCUAGGAUACUACUGGGAGAGUACUGGGACAGCUGGAGGAGCAGAGAUGGCUCUAGCGGACCCGGACCGCGGCGUGACCAACGGAGGAGACUCUCCAGCCCCGUUCUCUGAGAUCAUCGAGCUGAACGUGGGCGGUCAGGUGUACGUGACCAGGCACAGAACUUUGGUGUCGGUUCCGGACUCUCUGCUCUGGAGCAUGUUCAGUAAGAAGACGCCCCGCGAGCUCGCGCGGGACAGCAAGGGGCGCUUCUUCCUGGACAGGGACGGUUUCCUCUUCCGCUACAUCCUGGACUACCUGCGGGACCUGAACCUCGUGCUGCCCGACUACUUCCCGGAGAAGAGCCGCCUGCAGCGCGAGGCGGAAUUCUUCCAGCUGCGCGAGCUCUCCAAGCGCCUGAGCCCCCGAGUCAGCAAGGAGAACUCCAUCAGCGAGGACCUGUCCCACAUCAGCAGCGACUGGGACGAGGCUCCCGGCCCGGGGGGCGCCUUGCUGCCCCCCUCCACCUCCCCGUCUCCCUCCCAGGAGAACAAGAAGUCCUGCGGCUACAUCACGGUGGGCUACCGGGGGUCCUACACUAUCGGGCGCGACAUCCAGACCGACGCCAAGUUCAGGCGCGUGGCUCGGAUCACCGUCUGCGGAAAAACCUCCCUGGCCAAGGAGGUGUUCGGGGAGACCCUCAACGAGAGCCGAGACCCCGACAGACCCCCGGAGCGCUACACCUCGCGCUACUACCUCAAGUACAACUUCCUCGAGCAGGCGUUCGACAAACUCACCGAGUUCGGGUUCCGCAUGGUCGCGUGCAGCUCCACGGGCACCUGCGCGUACUCCAGCAACGAGCCCAGCGAGGACAAGGUCUGGACCAGUUACACAGAAUACGUGUUCUGUAGAGACUGAGACUCAACACUGGCACUGCUGUAAAUAAUAGCCUAUAGAAAUAAUACUAAAAAAAAAAAACAGUCACUCACAGACUGCAGCUUAUAUAGCUCCCUCACAUCUGUAGAGUAACAUCUGUCCAGAUGUUGUUUAGACAGCUUUACAUUUCUUUAUACUUAAGGUGACAGUUUCACAAACCUGAUCAAAGAAAAUCCAGCUGAUAAUCCAGAAAAAAAUCAAAUAUAUGCCUGCUCAAGAGAUAGAUAAAGAACAUACCCAGCAUACACACACAAACAUACAAAGCUGUAUGUUUGUAUGUUUUUUUGUACCAGUAAACAUUAUAAACAUUAUCAUCAACAGAAUAUGUGUCAAGAACUUGAUGAUCCUAAAUUGUCUGGCUUUCAAAUGAAAAAAAGUAUAAUUAAAAUAUAUAUUGUUUAUUAGUACAGUGAUGACGAAUGUACAUUUUGCCUGCUUAAAUGGUACAAGUGUGUACUUUCUGAUGUUAGGAAAGACUUUGUACUUCAGAGGGAACACAUCUGACCCUGUAAAGACCAAUAUUAUACCUCUGAUGGUACAAUUAUGAAAAGUGUACCUUUAAGUACCUCUGUUUUUUAGUGUGCAGCAUAAUGUAUGUUUUCUCUGGCUAACCAGCUGGAUUUUUUUAUCAGGACAUUGUUUAAAAAAUAUUCUGCAUAGUUCAUAAUUAACUCGUCAAUCAGAGUGGGUUGGUAUGAAAUGGUCUGUGCAGUAUAAAAUUCUCAUGUUGUUGUUGGUGGUGGUCAUUCAAACAUGAUUUAACAUAUCUCCAAUAGGCUACAAUGGUCAGGAAUGCACCGAAUGUCUGCUAGAAUGGUAAAAUGUUAAAGAGUUCAAUAAAUAUUUUUUCAUUAUAAGACCAAAAAAUGCAUUUACGCUAUUUAAUUUUUGUGAAGAUGAUAAAAGUAUCAAAAUGAAUGAAAUUCUGCAAAACAGAACAUACUUUGUAUUGGCCAAGAAUUUCAUUUUUACAGUGUUGUACAGUUGUACUGUUUUUUUUCAUAAUUUAACAUAGAGCAAAUAUAGCUAUUCUAAUUUCUAUUCAAAAUGACCAGUUAACCAUACACAUGACUACUGAGUUUGGAAAAUAGGUAAUGUUAAUUAUAAUGGAAAAAAGUUGUGAAUGAAACAAAAUAAUCAAUUUCUUUCUUACAGCGCCCUUUAUGUAUAGGUUUAUUUUAUUUGGAUAUAUGUUCACCUAAAAUUCAGCUAACAAUCAACUGCAAGUCUAUUAAAUGCAAGUUAACCCUACAUUGAAUUUAAAUGAUUUUUUAUAGAACCUAUUCUUACACCUAACUCUCAGCCUAACCUCAACCAUGACCAAAAAGUGUUACCAAUAAAGAAUUAAAAUUGUGAUUUUCUGGCAGCAAGGGUUGCCUCAAAAAACAUUCUACUUAUCAGAAAGUUACCAUUGUUUUACAAAUAUUUUGUGUAACAUUACCUAAUGGGGCUUUUUCUAACCAAAUGAUACUUUUUAUUUUACAGUUUGUAUUACAGUUUUUACAGCAGCUAAAACAGAUAACCCAUGUUUUCUGUAUAUAUAUAUAUAUAUAUAUAUAUAUAUAUAUAUUUGUACACCUAUUCACAUUACAAUAGACAAUGUUUUCUCAUAAUUUUAAUGCAGAUUUGAGAGAAGCACACUGCAGAGAAAAGGCUGUAAACUUUUUUUACAGUGCAUAAAAAUAUAAAAAAAAAAAACACCAAAAUCUUCUGUAGAACUUCUGUAGAACAAUGUUUCAUAUAUCUGUCAGUAUAUUUUAUGUAGGCUAAUAGCUUAUAGCUUUCUGUUGGGGUAACUUUUAUAGAGGCAUUAAAUCCUUCAGACAUGUUGAUCUAGUCACCAACACUGAGACUAAUUCUGAAUUGGUAAGUUUCUCUAUAACUGCACAGUUCAUAUCAAACCACUCUAUGUGACGCAUAUUGUUUACAUCUUAAUUUAAUUAUGCAGAAUUAAACUACUAGUGAAAUUUAAACUUUAAUUAAAAUGAAAAAGGUCAAAAAGCUCAAACUGUGAGGCUGUGGAAACAUUACUUCAAAACAUUUGACAUUAGUUUUGUUCUGUCUUUAUAGCGUUUUCUAUAGGGUACUGGCCGUUUUACUGAGGAGGAGCUGUAAAUAGCUUUAGCUGUAGACUUGUGUGGCCUACAGCGACUCUUCAGAGCACAUUCUGAGCCAGUGUGUGACUUAGUUUUUAUAAUGAAGUGUGACCUAUACGUUUCAUUAUGCAUGUGCUGUCAUACCAGUAAAGGACUGAAGUAUUCUACGGUAUGGAACAAAACCAAAAUAGAUACCUAAGACUUAGCUGAAUGUUCUUAGUUGUACAUGGAAAGCAGAAAUAGCCAACAUGUCUCUUGGGGAAAUGAAACACUGGACUGAAAACAGCUUGAGAGAAGAUGAUUUACAGCAUCUGUAAAGAAACAUGCUGAUAGGCCUGUAUGCUUUAGAACUCUCUGCUCUCUCUGAUGUUAAUCAAACUGGUAGUUCUUUCUUUGUUAAAUUGCAUGAUGCUCUCUUCCUUCAAGAGACAGAUUGAUCUUAUUUAUUUAUUUAUUAUUAAUAAAAAUAAUAAUUUAUUUAUUAUUUAUUUUUUGUUAUUUUUUUAAUCUGUUAAGUAAAUAGUACAGGAUAGUUUAAACAUUCUAUAAAAAAGUUUGUCUUUUUACCUAGGGUUUUUUUUUAAUAAUAAUCCAUCUUUUGAUUUCCAUGUACAACCAUAAAAGCUUGAUCGUUAACUUGUAUAGGAUUUAUUCCUUUUUUUUUUA